This is a messenger RNA of Anolis sagrei ordinatus, 1403 nucleotides long. The record is from RefSeq and is a predicted model, not a curated record. NCBI's taxonomy places the organism in Eukaryota, Metazoa, Chordata, Lepidosauria, Squamata, Anolidae.
CUUCCUUAACUAUCUUUUCCAGAAUCUUGCCCGGUAUCCACGUGAGGCUGACCGGACAUCUACAUCUACAAACUGGCUCAUGGAGGGAGAUACGUUUUCACAGGGCCCCAUCCAGCCUCUGUUUAAAAGCCUCCAAAGGAGCCUCCACUACACUUUGAGGCAGAGAGUUCCAGUGCUGAACAACUCUUAACAGUCAAGAAGUUCUUCCUAAUGUUGAGAUGGAAUCUCCUUUCCUGUAAUUUGAACCCAUUGCUGCGAGUAAUCAGAAAGAGGAAAACAAGUGUCAGGUGUCCAUAUUAGAAUUAAAUGUGUAUGACACUGUCAACAUGGAGGAGAAAGCCUAUACAUGUAUUAAAUGUGGAAAGAGCUUUGCUCGGAAUGAAAAUCUACGUCUACAUCAAAGGACUCACACUGGGGAGAAACCCUAUAACUGCCUGGAGUGUGGGAAGAGCUUUGCUCACCGUGGAAGUCUACGUAAACAUCAAAGGACUCAUACUGGGGAGAAACCCUAUACAUGUCUGGAGUGUGGACAGAGCUUCACUGAGAGAAGAAAUCUAUGUAGCCAUCAAAGAAUUCACACUGGAGAUAAACCCUAUAAAUGCUGGGAGUGUGGACAGAAGUUCAGUCAUAGUUCAGGUCUAAAGAGGCAUCAAAGGACUCACACUGGGGAGAAACCCUUUCAAUGCAUAGAGUGUGGACUGAGCUUCACUCAGAGUGGAAGUCUACAUUCCCAUCAAAGGACUCACACUGGGGAGAAACCCUAUAAGUGCUUAGAGUGUGGACAGAGCUUCACUCAGAGUGGAAGUCUACAUAAGCAUCAAAGGACUCACACUGGAGAUAAACCCUAUAAAUGCUGGGAGUGUGGACAGAGCUUCAUUGAGAGUUCAGGUCUACAAUCACAUCAAAGGACUCACACUGGGGAGAAACCCUUUAAAUGCCUGGAGUGUGGACAGAGCUUCACUCAGAGUGGAACUCUACAUAAACAUCAAAGGACUCACAUUGGGGAGUAACCCAGUGUGACUACAAGUGUCUGGAGUAAUCGUUCUCAACCUGUGCGUCCCAGGACGUUUUGUCCUUCAAUUCCCAGAAGUCCUUACAGCUGGUAAACUGGCUGGGAUGUCUGGGAGUUGUAGGCCAGACCACCUGGGGACCCACAGGUUGAGAACCACUGGUCUCGAGUGUGGAUAGAGCUUCUCACAGACUUCAUAUCUACAUCGACAAAGAAUUCACAUUGGAGGGAAUUGUGAUAAUUGAGAUCAGAAAGUCUAAGAAGUUCAAAAGCAACUCUUGGAGGUCAGAAAUGCAAGCACAAAGUUGGGACAUUUGAUCAGAUGUGGUGUAUUGUAGACAUUUUGAACUAAAAUGCAUUCCAUCAUGGAAACAAUUAAAGUUAAACGAAAGCA